AAUAAUAAGCAAGAACCACAAAACCAACAUGAAGAGGAACAUUUGUAACUCCUCCCCCUUUGUCCAACCCAAGAUACAUAUUCUCCUCAUAAUUCUCUUCACCAUUCUCAACACAAGUUCUCUAGCCACAUCCCAAGAAAUUAAUCCAUCACCUAGGAAAAAAAUCCCUGAUAAUGAAACGAUAUAUAAAAUCUCCAAGCAACUCUGCUGGGGAUGCAUUGGCGAGUCACUCCAAUUCCUGUUUGCACACAAUAUGGUCAGGGCGGUCAAGUGGGAGCUCCCACUGCUAUGGGACUUUCAGCUGGAGAAAUACGCUCGGUGGUGGGCGGGUCAGAGGAAAGCAGAUUGCAAGCUGGAGCACUCAUUCCCGGAGAACGACUUCAAGCUUGGAGAGAACAUAUUCUGGGGCAGUGGCUCCGACUGGAAGCCAGGAGAUGCCGUCAGUGUAUGGGCUGAUGAGGAGAAAUAUUAUAAUUACGUGACCAAUACCUGCCAAGAAGGUCAGAUGUGCGGCCAUUACACGCAGAUUGUCUGGAAGAACACGAGGAGAAUUGGGUGCGCUCGGGUUGUUUGUGACGGUGGGGAUGUUUUUAUGACGUGUAACUAUGAUCCACCAGGUAAUUAUAUCGGGGAAAGGCCGUAUUGAUGGUGAGGAGUUAGAACUUCUAGUUACUGGUGACUAUUCCUAUGGAAAUAAUAAUAAUGUGAAUCUCUAAAUGGAUGAAGAAAAGAGAGUUAGUUAUUUUUCUACCGUUUAAAAGAGAGAGAGAGAGAGAGAGUUAGUAAUUAUUAUGCAGUUAAAAGUAAACGUAGAUAGUCUGUUACUGCUUUGGACGGCCCUGUUUCCUAUGGUUGUUUAUGUGUUGUAAUAUAUAUGGAAUUGAUGUAAGGCUGGGUUUGGUUGGUCCAGUGUGAGGCCGCUAGCCCACUACACAAAAUUAUGUAAUUAUCCCAUUUCGAAAAAGGGACUAGAGAGUAGUAAGGCUGAGUCCAAAUUCAUGCAGUACAAGCCCAAAAGUUGCAGCCUCUCUAUAUGGCUGACAAGUCCGAAACUGGACUGUGUGUGGCCCAAAGCCUCCAUCACAGUGAAAAAGUGGGCGCCAGUGGUGUUGUUU
Messenger RNA from Rubroshorea leprosula, 1115 nucleotides. The record is from the annotation of a GenBank genome assembly. Lineage: Eukaryota; Viridiplantae; Streptophyta; Magnoliopsida; Malvales; Dipterocarpaceae.